Molecule: messenger RNA, 2295 nt
Organism: Westerdykella ornata
Lineage: Eukaryota; Fungi; Ascomycota; Dothideomycetes; Pleosporales; Sporormiaceae
Exons: 3
Coding region: 316-2124 (602 amino acids)
Source: RefSeq, a predicted model, not a curated record
UUUUAUGUUCUUAGUAGCGUGUCGUUAUUUCUGAGCUUGCUUCUUUCCCUCUCUCCUUCCUUCCCUAGACCUCGAAUCCGUGCCUUUUGCGCAGUUACGAUGGCCGCAGCGUCGCCGCGUCGCCGGUACAAGACAGCUGUAGCCCACAGCACCUGCAGUCGUUGCUACCGUUCUUGCCCGUUCAGGUGACGUUCGGUUUUGACUUCCUGUAUCUAUUCGCGCGGGAUUCAUAAGUCACCUUCACCUCCGCCUACUUGACACCUCAAACUCAACCCAAUCCCAACGAACAUUCAUUUUUUAACGAACAUCGUUACCAUGGCGGCGACAGCUAUGAUGCCAUUCCUAACUCCCUCGCUUUGUGCCAAUACGAAACGGCUCGUUGACGGCAAUGUGGAAUUCUGCCGCGAGGCCGCAGGUCUCGCUUGUGGCGCUUGCAACUUGGUCCAGUACUGCUCAAAAGAGUGCCAGAAGGCGCACUGGCGCGAGCACAAAGGGCAGUGCAAAUCCGACUUGAUGCAGCCAGAAUACGUGCCUGCUUGGGCUCGCGAAGGCCGGACCCCAAGCUUCAUCGAAAAUGACGAGACCCUGCCGAUCGCUAGCUCUGGACAGAGGCGGUAUCUCUGGGGAAACAUGCCAGCUCUGGAUAUCAUGAAGAUGAAGGAGAACGAAGGACUCGGAGAUCUCGGUCGAGACAUCAGCCUCCUGUUCGCUGCCUCUGGAGACUGCAGAAACAUCGUCAAGACCAUUGUCGGCCUUCCCGAAGGAUAUACGGGCCAAUGCACCGCGGUCCUGAACGACAGAGACUUUGCCGUCGUAGCGCGGAACGCCAUCCUCCUCCUCUUAGCUCUUCGUCUUGACCCAGAGGCCAGCGCUCCGAUGAUGAUACACCUGUGGUACUCUGCCCUCAUACCCGCCAUCAUGCUGGAUACCUUGCAGCGUGAGAUUCUACCCUACAUUGAAAACGUCUGUGCCAAAGUAAAUGACAAGCCGGCCCACUCGCUCCAGGCGAAGACGUUCAAAUUCCCAAUGGGCUCCUUGCGUCUGCUUCUGAAAAAGGAGCAAUGGUUUCGGCUUGCUUCCUUCUUCAAAGUUCCGGACGGUCUCACUUGUCACUCGGCCACAACACUUCGACGACAAACGACGCUCAACCCUGACAGGAAGGACAAUCUCGACCGUAUACUUUACUCAUGGCCGCCCGGCCAACGCUUGGGAUGUAUGAAAUUCAGAGCCGAAGGCAUACUCCUGCCUUUUGGGAGUUCCACUCAGGAGUUCGAUACGCCGAAUCCAACGUUUUUCCAAAAACCGGGAGUGUGGCCCAUGAAGGACGAUGCGGAUCCCCUCCGCGGUUGGCUGCACACAGACUAUCUGCCAUACGCUCCCAUCGCCAAAGCCGACGUGUACGGAAGCCUGUUCUUCUUCCUCGGCGACCUGCUCCUCAAGUUCUGCAAGCGUGUCCGAAACACGCGCCUCUCGUUUCAGUUGUACAACGUGGAUGUGCGAGAGCUGCCUAGCUACCUACGGCAGGACGGGAGAAAAGCCUUUGAUCGCAUCGAGGUCGACAACAUCUGCGACAGAGGCUACAUCGGCCCCUCGACGACCGUCUCCCUCUUCGCGCUCCUCCUCCAACCAAAACCGCAAAACCCGCACGCCACCCUCAUCCUCCUCUUUCAGACUGCAGUCCGCGAAACGGAACGGGCGCUCGGGCACGGCUACAAGGCCACCGAUCUCCCUCGACGGUUGCAGCGCAUGCGUAAACUCCUCGGCGACUGGCACACAAGAGACAUGCUGCUUGGUAGCCUCGCCCGCCCAGACGCAGGGGAAGGAGAAGGCGAGACGGCGGCGGCAAAGUAUAAUCCGGAGCUCAUCCGCAUGGCGGAUGUGCAAGACAGGUUUGGCGAUUUUGACGGCUUGUUUGACAUGUUCUGGAAGGGGGAGCGGAUGGACGAGGUUCUGGCGGCGAAUGGGGUGAGGGUGAGGGUCAGGAAGAGGGGCCGUGGGAUUGUGGACCAGUGGCCGUAUCGUGUUAGGCGGGGGAUGACGAAGGAGGAGUUUGAAGUGUUGUGUAGGGUUGACGUGAGCGGGUCGGAGAGGUACGUGGAGGUGGAGAGGGUGGAGGCGAAAUAGGGUUGUGGCGGAUUGGCUUGCUUGUUCGUGUGCGAGGUGGAUACAUAAUACAGGAGAUAAGGCAGAAAACGACGACGACGGCGGCGACGACGAAGAUACAGGGCAUUACUACGAUAGCAAUAUCAUUACCCCUUGCAUAUUUCUUUGGGGGUUUUAAGCCCUAGUUUUAUG